CACACAAAAAAAAUAACUUUACGGAGCACAUGAGAGUUCAUACUGGAGAGAAACCGUUUACUUGUGGUCAGUGCGGGAAGAGAUUCUCACACUCAGCACACCUUAAGAGACACACAAACAUCCACACUGGAGAGAAACCAUAUGCAUGUGAUCAAUGCAACAAAACAUUUUUGUGCGCUUCAUACCUGAGGACACACCUGAAAGUUCAUACAAAGGAGAAAGCACAUUCAUGUAAUUUGUGUGGAAAGAGUUUUACAUUUCUACAAAGUUUGAAAGUACAUCAGAAAAUACAUACUGGUGUGAGAGAGUACAUGUGCUUUGAGUGUGAGAAGAUGUUUAAUUCAGCAAAGUGUUUAAAACGGCACAAGAGGAUUCACACUGGAGAGAAACAUUAUAAGUGUUCACACUGUGAUAAGAGAUUCAGUCGGUCAGGAACCCUGAAAACACAUGAGAUGAUUCACACUGGAGAGAAACCAUACACAUGUGAUCAGUGCGGAAAGAGUUUCACAAUAAAAGGAAGCCUUACAGCACAUAUGAGAGUUCAUACUGGAAAUAAACCGUUCACUUGUGAUCAGUGUGGAAAGAGUUUCUCACAAUCAGCACAUCUUAAGGAUCACAUGAACAUCCACACUAGAGAGAAGUGCGGAAAAACAUUUUUGAGAGCUUCAGAACUUAAAAAACACCUGGUAGUUCAUACAAAGGAGAAGCCCCAUUCAUGUUAUUUGUGUGGAAAGAAUUUUUCAUUACUACAAA
Molecule: messenger RNA, 753 nt
Organism: Sinocyclocheilus grahami
Lineage: Eukaryota; Metazoa; Chordata; Actinopteri; Cypriniformes; Cyprinidae
Product: zinc finger protein 70-like
Exons: 1
Biological process (GO): regulation of immune system process; negative regulation of transcription by RNA polymerase II; regulation of cytokine production
Cellular component (GO): nucleoplasm
Molecular function (GO): RNA polymerase II cis-regulatory region sequence-specific DNA binding; DNA-binding transcription repressor activity, RNA polymerase II-specific
Source: RefSeq, a predicted model, not a curated record